Juglans regia (Persian walnut) is the source of this 776-nucleotide messenger RNA. Its product is annotated as acyl carrier protein 2, mitochondrial-like. The record is from RefSeq and is a predicted model, not a curated record. Lineage: Eukaryota; Viridiplantae; Streptophyta; Magnoliopsida; Fagales; Juglandaceae. Gene Ontology annotation, biological process: fatty acid biosynthetic process. Gene Ontology annotation, cellular component: mitochondrion. The coding region runs from base 84 to 473 and encodes 129 amino acids. Gene Ontology annotation, molecular function: acyl carrier activity; acyl binding. The transcript has 2 exons.
CUGCCUCCCUCCUCAGCAGUCACACUUUUACUUCACCGCUUGAAGAGUGAGAGAGCAGAAGAACUCUGCCGAAAGAGCUUCCAAUGGCGGCGGUGGGGAGCGCUUUGCUAAAGCACCUGAGGCUGAGGGUGCAGGUUCAGGCCGUGCCCAGAAACCCUAGUUACGUGCUCUCCUUCAGCGAGAUACGACGCCGUUUCUUCUCGGAGGACGUUAGGGGCUCCUUCCUCGACAAAUCCGAGGUCACGGAUCGGGUCAUCUCCGUUGUUAAGAACUUUCAGAAGGUCGAUCCUUCUAAGGUCACACCAAAUGCCAAUUUUCAGAGUGAUCUUGGGUUGGAUAGUUUAGAUACUGUGGAGAUCGUGAUGGCACUUGAAGAGGAGUUUGGAUUUGAGAUUCCUGAUAAUGAAGCGGACAAGAUUAACUCCAUCAAUCUUGCUGUUGAAUUCAUUGCUUCCCAUCCUCAGGCAAAGUAGAGAGGAAGUAUGAUGCCUUAUGAUUUUCAUAUGUUUUUUCUUUUUCUGUGACUAACUAGGUAUCAGUAGAAAUCUUGAAUAUUUGAACCUUUCAAUUUCUUUAUGCUUUCUUUUCCCCCGGAAAUUCUACUUAGUUUUACAGCUCUUUUGAAUCCUGUGUAAGGAGUAUUCUUUGGGCAUGUGACAACUUCAAUGCUGUUUCUCCAGUUGAUGGAAACUGAGUGUUUUGAGCGAAACAACCUGUUAAAAUUGCCUUCAUAUGUAUCAUUUAAAUAAAAGAGAUGUCGGUUAGUUUAUUUUGAA